GAAUGUGUGGCAGUGCUGUUUUUUUUUACUACAGCAUCUACAUAAAAAACAUAAAAACUUCACUGAAUGAGAUCAACAUAUUGUUUUUAAUAACUGUGACAUUGUUUCAUGUUCAUAAUCAUGACAGAAAAGCGACAGUCCUUAAGCCACGCCCCUUACCCCCUCAAUCAGCUUGUGAUUGGCUGAGCUGUCAGCAACAGUAUGCCUCCUCUCCCCCCUCCCCUCGCUGACAGCCCGGUGGGGUCCAGCCAGUACCACACUCGCAGACAGUCAUCAUUUUGACUGACUGGAUCAGGACGGCCCAGUUCGCCACUCACUGCUCAGGUUCUGACCCAGACCGGGAGCCAGGCGACCUCCUUUCAGCAGCGACUCCUCCCAAGUGGCUUCUCUGGAGGGCAGGCAAACUUCCGGUUUCUAUCAUGAAAAAUCCCGCGGAGCCAAGCAGAGACGGACUGGACCAGUAGAAGGAAGAUGAACGGAACCCGAAGACUGGACCACAGAUAGACCUCCAGCCCCACAAAGCCCCACAUCCAGCCACAGCCCACCUGCUCACUUUUGGGAUGGUUGUCAUCAUCUGACAAAGGAGCACAGCACCAUCAGCACCAUCAGCAUCCUCUAUGAGAGCACCUUCUCCUCCUGCACCAGCGCAGCAUCCCGGCCUCUGACUCGCCUUUUCCGGCUGCCGAGGGUCUGCCGUUGGGGGGCAGCCGACUGCCGUCCAAGACGCCGCGAGCCGUACUCCGCGUGAAGAAUGCCCAGCCGCGCUUGGCCAAGCCGGCCGACCCGGGCCCGGCGGCGGGCCUCUACAUGGAGCGCUCCCAGAGCCGCAUCAGCCUGUCCGCGUCCUUCGAGGCGCUUGCCAUCUAUUUCCCGUGCAUGAACUCCUUCGACGAGGACGAUGGCGUGGAUAACGAGGGUAGGAAGCUGAAGGGCGCCAUCCAGAGGAGCACGGAGACCGGUCUGGCCGUAGAGAUGCCCAGCAGGACGGUCCGCCAGGCCAGUCACGAGUCCAUCGAGGACAGCAUGAACAGCUACGGCUCGGAGGGCAACCUCAACUACAGCGGCGUGUGUCUGGCAUCCGACGCCCAGUUCAGCGACUUCCUGGACGGGAUGGGACCGGCCCAGUUUGUCGGCCGGCAGACACUGGCCACAACAUCCAUGGGUGACGUGGAGAUUGGCCUGAUGGAGAGGAAUGGCAGUUUGGAGGUGGAGGUGGUCCAAGCCAGAGGACUCAUCAUGAAAGCCGGUUCUAAAGGACCUCCAGCGGCCUACAUUAAAGUUUACCUCCUGGAGAACGGCAAGUGUGUGGCCAAGAAGAAGACCAAGUCCGUGAGGAAAUCUCUGGACCCCCUCUACAACCAGGUCCUGGUCUUCUCCGAAAGCCCACAGGGGAAGGUGGUCCAGCUGAUAGUGUGGGGCAACUACGGACGCAUGGAGCGCAAAUGCUUCAUGGGCGUGGCCCGCAUCCUCUUGGAGGAGCUGGACCUGAGCUCCAUGGUGAUUGGCUGGUACAAGCUCUUCCCUACCUCGUCCAUGGUGGAGCCCACUAUGGCACCGCUCAUUCGCCACUCGUCACAGAUGUCUCUGGAGAGCGCCAUGGGGCCGUGUUGCGAGCGCCCCUGAGGACGACGACCCACGGGUCACCUUUAUGUCCACCCGGGGCCAGCCCGCCCGGGUCCGCACUGGGCCGUCUCUGAAGAAGACGGCUUGUGGACACAUUCGGGACUGAGGUACCGUCGGAGGCUAAACUUUGGAUGUGAUUUUCUCUCUCGGGACCACUUUGAUGAGGACGCUGUUUGGACCGACAGAACGCUGCGGGCUCAGCUCUGCUUCUUCCAUGGGGACCACCCGAGACACUCGCUGUUGUCUUUUAGCUCCCACGGUGUGUGUGUGUGUGUCUGGACGCUCUGGACAUAAGCUGCAGUUUUGUUUUCCUUCUUCAAACCGUGCAAUGUUUCACCGUCAAAUUGGCUUUGGAGCAACGUCCUAGAAACGGACCUUUGCAGUCACAAGCGUGUCCAGUGGUACCUCGGUUUUUGUCAUGAAUUCACUCCAAAACAGACAAAAACCACAACAGUGUACAAUAUUUCAAGACCUUUAUUACUGGGGCGUACGAGACCCCAGAUUUGAUUGCAUCGCCACAUUUUGAGCGUGUUUAUCUACACCUCACCCCAAAAAGACCUUACAAAAAUUGUAUCCUUUCCACGUAGGUGUGUUCAAAGUGCGGCCCACAGCGCAUUUUACAGAUAUAAUUCAACCCUCCGCAUUAAAAUAUUACACAGAAAACAAACAGGCAUCCAAAAUUGAACCUACAAACCAAUAUAGCCGACUGUUAUGAUGGACAUGUGAAUUACAUUUCCUGUCAAGCAAAAACCGCUGGCUGGUAUUUUCGGUUUGGGUCCUGCAAUGUGUACAUUUUCACAAGGAUGCACAUUACUAAGUUUCUAGUAUAUUAAAGCCAUCGGAAAUCAAUGUGAAUGUGAAUGUGGUGCCUUGGUUUUUGUUAUUAAUUGGUUCCAAAAUGCCCUUCAUUAGGCUGCACGGCUAACAAAAUGCUAACAAAAACCGAGGUACCACUGUAUAGACAUACGUAAACACUACCAGUCAAACGUUUGGUGACACUUUCUCAUGGAAUAACAUGGUCGAGUGACUUCGCAUUUUGUUUGUUCUUAUUUUGUAUGCCGACAAAAACAUUUUAACCUACGUAAACACAUUUUAUAGCCAAAUUUUGGAGACACGAAUAACAUGGUAAAGUGUCUCCAAACUUUGGACUGGCGGGUUAUAAAAGGUAAUACCUUUUUGAUUAAAUGUUUUUGUAAGUGUACAAAACAAGAAACAAAAUUCCUUGACAAUAUUGCGAGAUUAAAGUCAUAUUUUUGACUCAGCGUAACUUUAACUCAAGCCUAUUACUGGAUAAUAUUUAGCUAUUUAUGGCGCUAAGUUAGCAACCCAACUGAGCUUCUUUCUGCUUUUUGGGACUUAUUUCAACUUUACUCAUAAAAUGACAAACUUAGUCCGAUAAAACUAACCUCCAAAUGUCACUCCAACGUGACCGCAUCAGCUACGUGUAACUUUUUUUAAGAAAAACAAGAAUUGUCGUUUGAAUGGAAAGUUAGUGCAAGUGUUCUUACUUCCUGGUUGUUGGCCCCGCCUUCUAAAAGUUGCCCCUUCACAUUAUCACGUCUGUCAAUCAAUGUGACGCUUCAAUGCUCAUUUUGGGGUUUUGGACAUGCCAAGCCCAUGUCUGGCCCGCACUAGCCACCGAGCAAAAAGCUGGAGCUGCCAACUCGAUGUGCAGCGCGACUUUGUGAGGUGAGGCUCACCAGCGUCCCACCUAGCAUCCCGUACACCUGUCCCCCUGCCCUGCUGCAGUCAAAGGCAUUAAACGUGUUGGUGUCGUUUGCGUUCCUUUUGUCCCGUGUCGUUAUGUCGAGACGAAAAUGUGUGGGGAGUCCUGUCGCGUAUUUGUACAUGUUGUCUUUUCAGCUUUGGCUAACUGCUAACAGCUGUUAUUGUGCCAACUUUGACCAGCGAGUGUCUUUCUCCUUCCUUGUCAUCACUUCAACACAACGCGACGUGUCGUCGUGGGUGACGAAUGCAAACGCAGCUAGCUGUUAGCAGUCGUGGUGGUGUGGGGGAGGGGUGUUAUUUAAUUUGGGCACUUUAUGAUUCUUAAACUCUUUUAUUUGUGUAAAUAUUGACGUUGUUAGCCAAAGGGUUGAGCUCAGGGGUGUCCAAAGUGCGGCGUGGGGUCUGUUUUUUGUAGGCCCCAUAUUUGGCGUACAGUAAUCCCUUGCCAUUAGUCGCAUAUUUAACCACAUUGUUUGUAUUAUUUGCCUAAAUGAAGCAUUUUUAUGCAUAAAAAUGGCUAAAUGAAGUAAAAUCCAAAUACAAGGCAUUCAUAAGAGGCAUUCUUGUAGUAUUCUGCACUGGUCACUAGGUGUCAGUCAUGUUACAUGGAUGAGACAAUAGCCACCACAGGAAGUAUUACACAGAACUGGAAUUAAAAAAGUGAAAAAGGGACAUUCCCAAUGUUAACAUGAAUCUCACGUAUGUCUUAUAAUGUAUAUCUAGAAAGUUGUAAACAUGUUUUCUAUGCUCAAAGUAUGAAAAUAUUCCAUUCAUAAAUAAGGAAUCCUAAUUUGCAUAAAUUCAUGUAUUACGGUCUGGUCUGGAACCGACUAACCGCUAUGAAUGAGGGAUUACUGUAACACAAAGCUAAGAUGCGGAUGAGGAAAAAGUUUGGACACCCCUGGUUUAUGCUUGACGGACGAGGACGGGCAGGAAACAAUGAUAUUUGUAGCGUUAGCGCUAGCACCUGCAUGCCCGACGAAAACGGUCACUAAGGCCCAGCAUGAGCGCAAAGCUGCAUGUGACGACGGCGGCGACGACGACGACGAGCUCAAUGGGAAACACGAUGUAGCGUUCAUCUUUUAGCGUUCAAAUUUCAAACCGUUUUUCCGUUUUUUUGGAAGCUAGACUUCAGGACACACACGCCAUCGAAUGAAAUUAGAAAUAUUUGAAAAGCGUUUAGGCCUCAGGUUUGCCGGUAGCAGCACUGCAGGGAAAUAAUAAUAAUAACAAUUAUUACUCUUAUGAUUCUAUUUUUUACAAAGCUACAUUGUGUAAAGCAAUAAACUCAAAGCUGCAGUCGGGGCAGUUUUUUAAAGAGUCGCCAUCGAAAAAAAACACGCUAGCUUGUUCAGUGUCGACGCACAUGAAAAUCUCUUAACUGACUUUUGCAAAAAUGUUCUUGUACAACUACGCUGUAUCACAACUGUUUCUAAUAUUUUCAACCUCUCACGUAGCUAAAUAAGGUCACCGAAAUAUUAGAAACACAAUAAUAAAUGUAUUGUUAUGUUAUGUGUCAUCAUCGAAGCCUGUUGUCAUUGCUAAAUACACUGCAGAUGUAUUAUCAUGGGAUAGAAUAUAUUUAUUUCGAUGACUUUUUCAUGUAAGCCGUGGAGUGGCUACGGCUACAAAUGCAAGCUGGAGUAGAAAUAUUUCAUAUUUAAUACAAACCAAGCAGCCGAGGAAGUGUCAGUGUUUCUUUCUGAAUGUUUUUCGGUGCCAAAAACUUUGUUUGCAGGGCUAACUGAGAAUCACUGAGUUUACAAACUCGUCCAAAACGGCAGAUGAAUGACUUUCAAGUCACCUUGGGUCGCCGUUAGCGGCUAGCCUAGCUUAGGGGUAAAGUGUGGUGGCUGUGUCUCUCACAUGGAAUACUUCCCUCAGUACACUUCAAUAAGUAUACUGUGGCUGUGCUUCGAUUUUGUGCACUUCCGCACUUACACUUAGCAUUUUGAGUGUGAAAGUGUGGCAAAACGCAGUGCACUCAAAACAUUGCAAAUGGUGAGCGCAAUGAUGCACACUAAUGAUCAAUAGUCUCAAUAGUCGCCAUCUUGGUUACGUGGCGGAAGGGAGAGGUACUAAUUUCAGUGGUUGAAAUUCACAAUUAAAAAGGAGAGUAAGCAUAUAAAUGUUGGGAUCAUCAUUAGUGGAUUUGGGACGGCACUACAUCGUCCAAAUUUGCGCCCUCAGGAACAGCAGUGUACAUAGUAAACUUAUUGUUAGCAAGUGCGCAAUUCGAAAUGUGUCUUAAAUAGAUUACUUACGUCAAUACACUUCGACAAGUAUACCGUCGCUGUGUUUCAUUUUGCAUACUCGAGUAAGUGUGCUCACGCUGAGUCACGCGGCAAAGUACAGUGCACUCGACACACCACCAACACUCCCAGUGUGUAGCUACGUAGCAGGAAGGGGCGGGACUAACUUGAGUGGUUGCAGUUCACAAUUAAAAAGGUAGAUGACUAUUGGGAUCAUCAUCGACAAUAAUGGAUUUUGAACAGCACCGCACUGUCAAAAUUUGCGCCCUCAGGAACUAAGUAUGUAGUGUCCACAUUAUACUUAUUGAAGUGUAAGUAGGGAAGUACGUGUAUUUAAACAUACUAUGUCUCAAAUGGAAAAUGUCCGUCAGUACACUUUGGUAAGUAUACUGUGGCUGUGUUUCAUUUUAUGCAUUUUAGUGCAUAAGUGCAAAAUGUACUCGUCAUGUCCUAAAUAGUGAGUGUACACCCUGGAUUAUUACCACCGUCAAUAGUCGCCAUCUCGGCUACAGAGUGGAAAGGACUAACUUGAGUGGGUGCAAUUCACAAAUACAAAUAUUGGGAUCCUCAUUCUGGUGAUCAACGACAGAAGUGGAUUUGGAAGGGCACUGCACUCUCCACACUGGCGCACUAAGGAACUACUAAGUACGCAGUGUGGACAUUAUACUUAAGUGUAAGUCAGCAAACACGUAUUAAACAGCCUGUGUCUCAAAUUGAAUAUUUCAGUCAGUGCACUUAAAUAAGUAAACCGUAUGGCCUCGGUGGCACGGUGUUCUAGUGGUUAGCGCACAGACCUCACAGCUAGGAGACCAGGGUUCAAUUCCACACUGUGUGGAGUUUGCAUGUUCUCCCCGUGCAUGCGUGGGUUUUCUCCGGGUACUCCGGUUUCCUCCCACAUUCCAAAAACAUGCUAGGUUAAUUGGCCACUCCAAAUUGUCCAUAGGUAUGAAUGUGAGUGUGAAUGGUUGUUUGUCUAUAUGUGCCCUGUGAUUGGCUGGCCACCAGUCCAGGGUGUACCCCGCCUCUCGCCCCAAGACAGCUGGGAUAGGCUCCAGUACCCCCCGUGACCUUUGUCACGCGGUAGAAAAGAAAUGAAUGAAUGAAUGUAUGGCCU
Messenger RNA from Doryrhamphus excisus (bluestripe pipefish), 6717 nucleotides. RefSeq names its product regulating synaptic membrane exocytosis 4 (gene rims4). Gene Ontology annotation, molecular function: transmembrane transporter binding; small GTPase binding. Gene Ontology annotation, cellular component: presynaptic membrane; cytoskeleton of presynaptic active zone. Gene Ontology annotation, biological process: regulation of synaptic plasticity; regulation of membrane potential; positive regulation of synaptic transmission. Lineage: Eukaryota; Metazoa; Chordata; Actinopteri; Syngnathiformes; Syngnathidae. The record is from RefSeq and is a predicted model, not a curated record.